Messenger RNA from Entamoeba nuttalli P19, 1620 nucleotides. RefSeq lists its product as hypothetical. The record is from RefSeq and is a predicted model, not a curated record. The transcript is spliced from 3 exons. Bases 1 to 1620 code for a protein of 539 amino acids. Lineage: Eukaryota; Evosea; Mastigamoebida; Endamoebidae.
AUGUUCGAUCUUGAGUCUUUUAAUAAAGUAUUGUUUAACCAAGAAUCUGGUGUUGUUUUUGCUAUUUGUUCAAAUUUAAUUUAUAAUGUUAAUGAUAAAGAAUGCAUUAAGAAUGCAGAAAUUUUAAUGAAAUAUUUUCAUGCACAUGGUAGAUUAGAAGAAUUACUUAUUUGGGCAUUUAACAAACAAAUUAUCACAAAAGAUAAUAAAAAUAUAUUGUUUAAUAAUGAUGGGUAUUUUUCUUUAUUUUUUUAUGUAUUUGCAUUAAAAUAUAUUCCUAAAUUUUUUCAAUCUAUUAUUCAUUUGCUUUAUGAUCAACAACAACUAAUUGAUAAAAUUAAUGUUAAUAUAUUAAAUGGAAAUUGUGAUGAUUAUUCAGAAGAGAAUAAUGAAAAGUAUGUAAAUAAUUUAAUGAUAUUGGUUAAAUUAUUUCAUAUUAUUCAUGACCAUAAAUCAGAAAUUUUAAAUAAAUUCUCUCCAUUCUUUAUUCAUUUAAUAAAAAUUGUUUUUAAAAGAAUUGAUCAAUUAGUAGAAGAUAAAGAAGGAUUAAUUAAAAAUGAUAUUUUCAAUGUGAUGGUAAGAAGUAUCUUUAACAUUGUUUCUAAUGACAUUGGACUUUUUAAACAAAUUGUUGGAAUUGAUUUUUAUGAGAGAAAUUCAAAAGUUUUAACAUUUAUUUCUCAAUUGAUUACAAGAGUUGUUGGUGUUAAAACAACUGACAAUGAUAUUCUUGCACAUCAAUUAAGAGGUAUGUUAAAUAAAGAAGUUGAUAUUGAUAAUUUAUUAUUAUCUAAACAUAUAAUGAAUAGUCCUGAUGAUGAUAGUUGUAAGUUUAUUGAAUUAACACCAGAAAUUAUUAUUGAUUUAGUUAUGUUAAUAAAAACAAAUUCCCUUCCAAUGAAAAAAUAUUUAAAUAAUAACAUUAGUUCUCAAAUAUAUCAGUCAUUAGAAUUUUUUACAAGUAAUAUUGAUGAUUAUAAUACUUAUGAAAAUUUAAUUCAUUCAUUAAAUCAAUUUGUUCAUGACUAUUAUGUUCAAUUAUAUAUCAGUGUAGGACAGGCUGAUAAAAUUGAAGAGCAGUUUUAUGAAAUAAAGGAAGAAUUUGAUGAAAAAUUUUAUGAAUUAGAAGAAAAGAAAAGAAAGAAUCAAUUAUUAUUAGAACGACUAAAUGAACUAAAAAAAGGAAAAGAAGUUCAUGGAAUAUCAAAGGAUGAUUUAAAAUCAUCAAAUCUUUCUUUCAGUUCAAAUGAAUUAAAGUCAAAUCAAACAAAGAAAUCUUCUUUAAGUGAUUCUUCUCUUAAAAGUGUGUUUGAAGGUAUGGAAAAAAAACAUAAAGAAACAAUGGAAUCACUUAAAAAAAUAAGAGAAAAACGUAUUGAACAAAUGAAAGAGAAAAAGAAACAAAUAAAAAAAGAAUGGAGUUCAAAUUGGAAAGAAUUUAAAGAAACUCGUGAAGAAGAAAAAAGAAAGAAAGAAUUAAAGAAGGUAUUGAAAAAAGAAAAAAGAGAAGAAAAGAAAAGAAAAAAAGAACUUGGUGGGGAUUUAACAAGUGAAAUAUCAAGUUUAUCUUUGAGCACUUCCACAACAAAUUUGAGAGAUAACAGUUCUGAAAUUAAUUAA